UGCUUAAUCAGUCAGGUAUCAUCCCCUUCCUUUUCUCUCCAACUUUUUUUAUCAGUAUUUUGUUAAUAGAUUUCAAUUUCUGAUUGAAUUACUUCCAAAAAUUUUCCAAAAAAAGUUUCUUUACCUCAUUUGCUGCAUUCAUUUUCAUCCCUCUCUCUGUAUUGCUACGGUUUAUUUCUCCUUUAGUUGCUGUACUCCUCAGGGAAUUAAAAUUCCCAGGGUACCUCUUUUGAAUCCUUUCUUAUAAACAGUCUCAAUGUUGUUCACUUAUAUGUUUCCCUUAUCCCUUGUUUCUUCUGUGCUUCACUCUUAGAAGUAUCAAUUCCUGGAGAACAUAGAGAAGAAAGAAGAGUUACCUAAUGAUAGAAAUUUUCCUAUGUCCCUGAUUGUGCAGCUCAUUAUACCCACUGACUUCUUUUGUGAUCAUUUUCUUUGUCAUUUACCAUGAGUUCAUUCUGGGUCCAUGUCCUCCCAACUUUCUGGGUGCCAGCUGUCCCCAGAAGGUGUGAUUCACCUCCUCCUAAGGCAGGAUGCCGGCUGUGGAGGUACAACACUUUCUCCAAGGUCGUAGUCUCUCUGAGCACCAAAUCCCUGCAGAUUCACCCAUGGCAAAAUUCGUGUCUUCCAUUUAUAGAAUAUCUGUCUUCACUCCACUCCCAUGGCAAUGUUCUUUAGUGCUACCUCCCUCCAAGGCAUCACUGAAUUGAGAUUUCUCCCUUUCUUUCCCCUCGUUUCAAUCCCUCUUUUGUCAUCUCUCCCAUUGCUCUUCAUCCCGAGAGAUUAGAGGAGCUAUUUUCCCUUCUUUGUUUACUGUUGACUUGUUUUGGGUCCAUAACACACUAACAUAGUCCCAACUAUCUUCUUCCUUUAUUCUCUUUUUAUGCACCCUCUAAUUCUGCAAUUUAGUCCUACAAAAAAUCUCGAUACGUCUGUAGUUGGAGUGUUAUGUGGUUUAGACCAUGGCAUGUCAGGCUUAAAAAAGCAUUUUUAUAAAAUAUUAAGAUGAAGAGCCUUACAAGUGCCCAGUGAAUGAAUGGGAUAUAUUCUAAAGAAAUGAGCAGCUCUCUUCCCUCUGGCACCCUUAACUUCUGACUGCUUCAGCUAAGGGCUUUGAGGUACCACCGAGACUAGGGCUCUCUCGGAUAUUAACAAGUUCAAUUUACCCAAAAACCCCCAAAACAUUGAGCACCCUUUAUGUUCCAGGCCAAUCCCUGCCUUUAAGGAGAUUGCAGAUUAGUGAGGGGGAUGUAAUAGUAUAGCUGGAGGAAAUUUAAGGCAGGAUCGAGUAAUAAUUGGGUGGAUCGGGGAGAAGGUGGCAGUCAUGAAAGGCUUCACAUAGGAGGUAGCAACUGAGCUGACUCUUGGAGAAAGAAAAGGAUGCCGGGAGCCAGAGCUGACGAGGGAGGACAGACAGUACAAGGGCGAUGGAAAAGGAAGUAGGUUGCUGAGUUUGAGGAAUAUCCAGGAGGCCAACUGGGCUGGGACAUAGCUAUGGGAAGUAAAGUCCCAUAAAAUCAGUCGGAAAAGAUAGAUGGGAGCCAGAGUUGGGAGGACCUUCAAGACUUGGCUGAGAAAUCUAACAUUCAGUGGGAGAUAGUGACCAGAACUGUGGGGUUGCCAGUCUGAUGCAGUCUGCCUGUGAAACCCUUCUGACAUUAAUUAAGCCUCCCCAUCAAUGGCCUAAAUAACUAAAACUAGAAGUUACAGAACGAGCCUAGAUGGCCGUGGUGGACAUAACCCACUCACGGAGAGUUUCAGGCACCAGUUAAAUCACAAGCUGGGAGUUUAUGCCAGUCACUAGGGAGACAACAAAGGUUUUUUGAACUGGAGAACAGUGUGGUCAAAUCUGGGUCUUACACAGAUGAUUUUUGACAGGAUGGAUGGGGGCCGGGGGCGGAGAGAGAGAGAACUCAAAGAAAUCCCCGUUUUCUGAGUCCCUACCAGGGGCGAGCAUCUGUGCGAGGAGAUGGAAUCACAGACAACUUCGGGACGCUCAGGAAACCAGCUUGGGAAGUGAGAAGUCCACUGACGACAGUCACCGACAACCCCCGGUAGCCUCAGCUCUGGCCAGUACAGAGUAGAGAUAAAGGAUCUACCCGCAUUGGUCCCUUUUGACUGAAGUAAUUCAGACCCUGUUAAGCUUUGGGGGAAGUAUCAGAUCCUUGAUUUUAACAUGGAAAUGGCAGCUUUUAGGUUAUACUUGAGAUUGCCCCCAAGGAUCCUUGAUUUAGAGUGGAAGGGACCUUGGAGGUCUAGUCCAAUCCCCUCAAUUUCCCGAGUAGGAAACUGAGGCCCAGGAAGGGGAAGGGAUGAAGAGGUGCGGCUGGCACUUGAAGGAUCACAGGCCUCUCCCAAAUCAGCCCUUUUUCCAUUAUGUAAAUGGUUCCUUAUUUCCGGAAAGUCUUUCCUUUGGGCCACUCAUCUUGCUCCUCCUGUGUCUCCUGAUUUUCUUCUCCUCACACUGAGUCCAUGAAUCAUCCCAGCGGGCCCGAGCUUGGAAAUAGGGACAAUUUCCCAAGGGCCUUCUAAACCAGAACCUGCUUCUCCGGGGUGCUUGUUUACUCAUUUGAUCUUCUGCUUCUUACAUCACUUAUCCCCCAAAGACUCCCUUCCUCUUAUCCUCCUUUUAUUCCCUGAAGGGAAAUUAGUGGCUCCCAGGGAGCUGUAGGGAAGGAUUGGGAGGUUGCAUUUCUCCCCCCACCUCCCCAUGCACUUCUUAAAUUUCUCCCCAUUAAGUAGCCACUUCCUGACGAGUGCCAGGGUGGCAAGGGUGGGAGAGGGGAUUUCUGAGACCUCACUGGUGAGUGGCUAUGGGUAGAACCUCUGUGGGUUAUGGGGCGUCUGUUCUGGGGUGACCUGGUUGGGAGCAGGGGGGAAUCUGUCUUGUUGACUGUGAGACCUUGUGUUUAUGUCCCUAUCCAGUUAAAUGCUGGUCCCUGGACUUGGCUGCCAGCAGGCAAGAAUGGGGGUUCCUUCCAGGGACCCCUCAUUGGGAUCUGGCCCAUCCAUACCCCUUCUUUAGAGUCAGUCAUCUGAAAGCUCUUUUAUUGGAGGGAUUGGGGAGGGAUCGGGCCGUGGCUCCAAUCUGCCCUGGUGGCACAAUACAAAGUUCCGCUUAGUCAGCUGAGAGCUAGAACCCUUCAUCCAUCCGGGCUCCAUCUGAGCAGAGUGGGUUCUUGGGUUCCCCCCCUUCCUGAUGUGAGCUAGCCCAGAGCUCUGCCGGUCCUGAAGCAGCAGGUUCUCCUGCUGGCUCUCAGUUUAUCUGGACACCUGCACUUGGAGGCGUGGUUCUGCCAAGCCUCUGAGCCCCAGUGGUUCUCAUUGUGAGAGAAGUAUCUCGCCUUGGACCUCCUCCUUUGUCUAGCCAUUUUUAUCCACCGUUCUCUGGCUCUCAUGGUGACGUUUAGAGCCCUUUGUCCACAGCUUGGGUGAGCUCUGCCACCCUUAUUUAAACUUCAUUUCUUGCCCUGUGUCACACCAGAAAUUGGGUGGCGGCCACUCCAGCAGGGACCAGCAUCAGCGCCAAGAGGGCAAGGCAGUGUUCCUGGCCGGAGCAGGGCAGAUAUUGAGAGGUAAGGAUUGGCCAGUGAUCCAUAACGUAGGGAGUGAAGGUUGGUGCUAGGAGGGCUAGUUACUAGUCGACAGUUACCAGUGAUUAGGGACAAAUGGAGAUGUUCUAGCUAUAGCAGUGAAAGCAAGAUAGGGCAAAGAGGUCUUGAGGGUUAAAGACAGCAGGAGUCAGAAAUCCUGAUGGGGAGUCUGAGGUAACAGCAGUACCACCGAGUAUAGAAAAACUCUAGAGAGGCUAAUCUCCAACGGGGACCACUUGGCAUUAAACCUCCUCUCCACAUGUUGGCCUUGGACAAUCCGGAGCAAUGACCACCAGGGGGAGUGACCAGACGGGGUGAUCUGGGUUUGAGCAGAGACAGGAGUUGCAAGUCCAGGGACUGGCAAAAUUGGCCCAGCAGCUUCCAAUGUGGAGAGAGGCACCUCCACAGAUUAGAUUCAAACAGUUCUAGAUUUGAACAGGCCUUUCAUACAGAGGGCAGACUUGUAGGCCAUUAGUUUGAAGCUGGGUACGGCUGGGUGGGAUAUUAGAGAGCGGGAGCAGAAUAAGGCGGGCCUUUGGCCUGACGUGAGCUCGGAGCCCAUGGUGCCUGGGUGGCCGGAAUGAUGUGGCUGCAUAGCUUUCCUUCCUGUCCUGCACGUUGCUCUUGAUGCCAUGUCAGGAUUCCUGACUCUUGUAGAGAGCCAGACCAUUGGAGUCCAGACCACUGGGGUCACCAACUUAGCCUUGUAGAGGCCCCCGGUCCCCCUUCAGUGUGUGACCUCCAUCCCAUAUACUGGGCACAAGUACGCCAUCACUGCUACAACGGCCACCUUCCCGUGUUGUCUGGCUCCCAUUCUCCCUUCGCCACGGGCCUGAGGAUGAGAAAUGGAGGCAGUGGUGAGCCAGACUUGGAAGGAGGCAAGUGUCACCACUCUAGGAGUUCAGAUAGGGCAGGGCGGUUCUGGCCAUCUCCUGUCCCUGGGGAAUGUGUUGAGGAGGAGGAGGAGGAGGAGGAGGAGGAGGAGGAAGGCAUUACCCAGUCACGGCCUAAAUCUGACACCCCUUCCACUUCCCUUCCUUCGUCCUCCAUUCCCAAAUGUGUUCCAUCUGUGAGCCCAAUGUCCAGGCCCUCAUGCUCUUAACCCAUCUCCCCACAGGCUCAGUUGUUCAUGGGGGCGGUGACCCCAGUCCCCCUGCCCAGGGCAAAUGGGACUCCGGUUUCUGAGUUCCUUUUGGAGGGUCUGACAGAUGAAAAGGAUCUGAAGCUAGUGCUCUUCACCAUCUUUCUGCUGGUCUAUAUCGUGGCCCUGGCCGGAAACCUGGGUAUCACCAGCCUCAUUAUUGCGGACCAAAGGCUCCACACACCCAUGUAUUUCUUUCUGGCCAACCUCUCACUUCUUGACGCCGCCUAUGUCUCCAACAGCGUCCCUCAGGUUCUGGCCCACCUGUUGGCCGCCGAGAGACUCAUGUCCUAUGGUGCCUGCCUCACCCAGAUGUUUUUUCUCCACUUUCUGGCGCCCUGGGAGUGCUUCCUACUCACAGCCAUGGCCUAUGACCGCUAUGCCGCCAUAUGCCGGCCACUUCACUACCUGGUCCUCAUGGGCCCCCGGACUCGGGCAACACUUGCCUCAAUUUCCUGCCUGCUUGCACUAACCAAUGCACUCACCCACACGCUCCUGGCAACCAAGCUUGACUUCUGUGGGCCACGCCUGGUUACCCACUUCUUCUGCGACCUGCCCCCACUCCUGAAGCUCGCCUGUUCUAGCACACGGCUCAAUGAACUGGGCCUCUUCGUCUUUAGCUUUGUGGUGGCCCUCAUCCCCUGCGCUCUGGUUGUGGUCUCGUACGUCAACGUGGUAGCCGCCAUCCUUCGGAUCCGCUCGGCUGAGGGCCGCCAGAAAGCUUUCUCCACAUGUGCCGCCCACCUGACCAUGGUCUGCAUCUUCUACAUCACCUCCGUGCUCUGCUACAUCCUCCCCAGCUCCUCGUACUCGAGGACGCGGAGCCGGGUCUUCGCGGUGCUUUAUACCAUCAUCACACCCAUGCUCAACCCCAUUAUCUACAGCAUGCGCAACAAGGAAGUCAAGAGGGCAGUGUACAAGGUGCUGGGAAGAGAAGGGCCUGCUUGAAGAGGGUAGCGACCCAGAAAGGCAGAGCCAGCGGGGAGAACGGCCCGAACCCGGGAUGUAGCAAUAGCCGUGUGCCAUUCUAGAUUCCCUUCUGCUCGACAAAGUCCAAUCCUCCCAGCUCCCCAUCAGUACUAUUCCUAUUGGGCAGGCUCUCAAACAGGGUCACUUUAGGAUGAGCCAGUUCUUCUCGUUGUAAGCCCCAAGCUCUUACCAGUACAUAAUGCUGCCUCUCUGAGAGGAUCUUUUAUACUUCUCUGAGAUAGGCACACCUUUUAAGUUCUACAGCUUUUUUUUUUUCCCUGAGGCCAUUGGGGUUAAGUGACUUGC
Sarcophilus harrisii (Tasmanian devil) is the source of this 6006-nucleotide messenger RNA. Its product is annotated as olfactory receptor 3A1-like. Lineage: Eukaryota; Metazoa; Chordata; Mammalia; Dasyuromorphia; Dasyuridae. Gene Ontology annotation, cellular component: membrane. Gene Ontology annotation, molecular function: olfactory receptor activity; G protein-coupled receptor activity. Bases 4720 to 5679 code for a protein of 319 amino acids. The record is from RefSeq and is a predicted model, not a curated record. Gene Ontology annotation, biological process: G protein-coupled receptor signaling pathway. The transcript has a single exon.